Ciona intestinalis (vase tunicate) is the source of this 2318-nucleotide messenger RNA. The record is from RefSeq and is a predicted model, not a curated record. NCBI's taxonomy places the organism in Eukaryota, Metazoa, Chordata, Ascidiacea, Phlebobranchia, Cionidae.
AGUAAUUCUGAUACACAGCGAUCUGCAUGUUCAAGUUAAGGUUUGAAUAACAUGCUGUCGAAUAGGCUUCGUAGCUUGUUGUCACAACACAAGAUAUUUCAAGAUGAUGAAACCACAGCAGAGUUGCCCACAGAACCAUCACAUGAUGAUAGAGUGAAGCAACUUGUAUAUAUUGAUGGCAGCAACCUGUUUGUAUGGAAGGAAGCAAGGAGUUGUAUAUUGACAACUAAUCUGAGAUCUUCACUGGAUGGGAAAGAUGGAAUAAUACAGGUAUUUUACUGUCAAAACGCACCAUUGUUCGAAGUGAACAAAAUAUCAUUCAACCACACAAACACGCACGUGGCACUUGUUGGUUCGCGCGGUGCAACUGUGCUUACAUUACCUCGUAGGUGGGGUAAGGAAGCUUUGUAUGAAGGUGGGAAACCAAGUAUUACUUGCAGAUCGUUUGCAGUAGCCGAGCGUUUCUUCAUGAGCAACAUCUCGGUCCAGCUCCUUCAAGCUUCCUGGUAUCCCUCCACAUCCUCCCAACAUCCCCAUCUUUGCAUCCUAACUUCCGAUAAUAUCCUCCGUAUAUAUAAUGCAACCACUGACCCACAAACCCCCGUUCAAACCCAUAAGUUGAACCAAACAACUGACCUUAACAACACCCCAAUGUCAGCGUCAAGGAUGUCGCUGCAAUCCAUGUUCUCAAUCACCAGCAGACUUGGUGAAACAAUCGUGUCGUUUGACUUUGCUUCAGUGAUGUUACACACCCCCCCGCAUAGAACUCAUCUUCGUAAGAAACCUGAACCUGUGUCCCUACAACCGAUAUAUUUACUGCAGGGCAACGGAGAUGUGCUUCUUCUGCUCACUUCACUCACAGAUAACAAAUUCAGCCACGGAAUGCUCCAAGGUCCCUUGAUCAUGCUCCCACCAGCAGAGGACAACUAUGGUGUAGAUUCGUGUUCUAUCCUCGUGAUGGAGUCGUCACCCACCACGAUCGUCAUAGCAACCACUGCCGGUAAGCUUCACCACUGUGUGGCGCUAUGGGGCACCGACACAAACGAUGAACUUUCACCAGAUUCAGAUGCAGAAUCAAUAUCCUCGUACCGAAGCACACGUAGCAACACCGAUCUGAACCCACCAACUCUUUAUGUUUACGAAUCGGUUGAACUCGAGUUGGAUCUUUUAGAUGAAGACGUUCCUGAGAAUCAUCACAUUAUUUUACAUAAAGACACAAUAUUAAUGACCCGCUAUCACUGCUCCACCUCCGUUGGCGUGCACUCUAUCGCCCUCCCAUGGUUGAAGAAGAUGGAUGGGUUCAUACGAGCCGAUGAAGACGACAUGAACAACCUUGCUGGUCUCUCACAUGAUGAUCCAUGUAUAGUUGAACACGUCCUCUGCACCAAACCCACCCCAUCCACCUCACCCUGCCCCAUAGUUGGCAUCACCAUCGCUACCGACCCUGUGUUUGGACCAACCCUGUUAUGUUUGAUGGCUGACAACCAUUGCACAACUGUGCCCCUGCUCAACACAUUCGUACCUUCACCCCCACCCCUGAUGUCUGAAGGUGGUGACACCACUGUAACACCAACCCCUGUGAAGCGAAGUGAGUUGAGUUUCAUUGACCAUAUCAAAGCAAUGUUGAAACGUGAUGUAUCGCAACCUAUCAUCAGAUCAGGAAGUCACCAUCAACCCAUGAGUGAGCGUGAGUGCCUCCAAGUGGUGACACGAGCUACACAAGUAUUACGUGACGAAUAUAUGUUGAAACAAAAGUUGGCACGAAACGCGAUCAACAAACGUGUCAAACUAUUGGUGGAUCUUAAAGAACAUCAGAUUGAUGAACUUCAACAAUUAGAGGAGCAGAAAGAAAUGCUGACGGACAACGCUGAGAUGCUGGCAAACAAAUACGAGGAUUGUAAAGAAAGACAAGAGGAGUUGGUUGGGAGGUUGGAGGAUGUUGUGAGGAGGAUCAAGGAUCGGGAUCCCGUGUUGUCCAAGGCUGAACAUGAAAUGAGCAAAGAACUCAAAUUGAUGAAGGACAAGUUAUGGCAGGUUGACAAUCGUAUCAAACAACUGAAGAUUAAACAAGAAUACCAGGAAGAUAAAUUAUCCUCCAGUGGUAAACGAAGAUCAGGUUCCUCUACAUCAGUUCAGAAGGAGAAACUUAAACAAAUAUUGUUGGAGGAUGGAGAAAAAAUCCAUGAAUUGAUAAAGAAGCUUAACAACAUGAAUUCACUUGCUGGUUUAUGAGGAACUUUUAGUUGUUGGGAGCUACACGUUGAUUUGGGAAACCCAACACUACCAGUGUAUUGACUUUUAAAUCAAUGAAUAAACUU